UAUGUGUUAGUCAAUACUCUUUCUGUCAAAGAUAAGAUAAGUUGAUAAUGAGAAUUCUUGUGACUGGAAAUCAAAUUAAAACUGUCGUUUAGAUUUUGUGUAUCAAGUUAAUAUCAUUAAUUUCAAACUAAUCUUAUAAUCUUUUUAAAAUGUCCUACAUAAUAAAAAUAUUUUUAGUCACAAUUUGCAUCUCAACGUCGAGUUUAGCCUAUGAAAUUUCCGAUAUUGUUUCAGCAAAAAUCGAGACAUGUAGAGGUUGUUCCUUGAAUCGCCUUCCUGAAGUUAAGAAAUUCGUCAUGGAAGACGCCCCUUUCUACGAACGCUUAGAAGUAAAAUUCAUAACUGGCGCUCCUCCAGAACUCAUUAUCCUGGGUGAAGAUGACAAUGAGUUGGAACGAAUUGCCCUAUCAAACCUAAAUAGAGUUGAAUGUAAUGACAUACUUCUUCUUAAAGGAUUUAAUAAGAAAAAUAAAAAAGAUGAAUUUUAAUGUAGCUUGGUAAAAAAUCUUAAAUAUUUCUGAAAUGACGUAAGGUUAUUUGACUUCAGUAAGGAUUUAAGACAUUUAGUUAAUAUUAUUUUUUGUAAAAAUCAAUUGAAAGAAGAAAACGACAUACAUUUUAUUUUUACUUAGAAUAAUUUAGCAAUUUAUAUCAUAACUUGAUCACAAUCAGUACCAUAUCUUUCAAUUAUGAACUAAGAUUUGAUUAUGAUGAUGAUACCUACUAUAUUUGAUAAUAGUGAUAGAAUCUUAUUGAUUAUGAAUAAUUGAUUUGAGUAAAACAAGUUCCAUUAAACAUUUUUUAUAAGUCCUAUUCUCCAUUUAAUGUGUUUUUAUAAUUUAUUAUACAUUUACAUUCCUUGUAAUGUAAAAUAGAAAUCAAACUAGUAUUUAAGAAUUGUUUAACUGGCUUGCU
Nymphalis io (European peacock) is the source of this 915-nucleotide messenger RNA. RefSeq names its product selenoprotein M-like. Gene Ontology annotation, cellular component: endoplasmic reticulum lumen. Lineage: Eukaryota; Metazoa; Arthropoda; Insecta; Lepidoptera; Nymphalidae. The transcript has 2 exons. The record is from RefSeq and is a predicted model, not a curated record. The coding region runs from base 150 to 488 and encodes 112 amino acids. Gene Ontology annotation, molecular function: oxidoreductase activity.